AUGCUUGAUACGGCACAUGUUGGCGUAGAUAUAUUUGUUAAUCCACGAUCCGAGAAAAAGAAUGAAGGAGAUUCGGUCACAUUUACAUGUGAAGUGGAAGGCAAACCUGCUCCCAUAGUAACCUGGCUUAUAAACGACAACCCAUUGACUCUAGAGACGAGUAGGAUGAACGUCAGUCCUCAACCCACUACACACGACAAGACGGUUGUUAAUCUGACGAUCAAUGGCUUGAAGAGAACAGAUAAGGGUAGUUACAGAUGUAACGUGAAAAACAGUUAUGGUGAAAAGAAUUCAACUGCUGCAGCAUUGACUGUCAAUUAUCCAGCAGAGAACACAACACUUGUAAUAAUAGAGCCAUYGAGUAGAGGAAUUGUGAACAUCGGUGAAAAACUUGUCUUGCAAUGCAGUGGAGGCGGGAAACCAAAACCUAACUUUGAAUGGAAGAGAAAUAACCUGRAUAUAACUAGUGAUUUGAGUGGAGACAAGACAAGACUGACUGUGAAGAAAGUACAAAGACAAAACGGUGGAAAUUACACGUGUUCUGGCAACAAUGGUAUUAAGGGCAGCAGUAUUAGCUCCAAGGUCGAAGUAACUGUUAAUGAUACUAAAGUGAUUUUAAAUACCCCUUCGGUAAAUAAAGAUAAUAAUCAGAUUGUCAUUCCUGUUCAUGACGUUACCUACACUAGCAAAGGGAAAAAAAUCUGUUAUUAUUUUAUCAUCGCGUAUAAAGGGGAUGGUCAAAGCCAGUACCCUGACACUAAUUUGAUAAGCAACGACAACGAGGAUAUGUACAUAACAGGCAAGAUUGGUGUGGGAAAAAUGAAGGACUUCACAGCAGGCGACGGCAAGAAAUACCCUAUACCUGGGUUCACGAACAAGUGUGAAAAGAACACGAGAAGAAAGAGACGAAAAAUUGAACCCGACGCAGAAUCAUUCAAUAACAAGAAACUCGAGUCAGAGACUAAGUACUCGUUCUUUCAGCGAUCAAUCGCGGAAGAUGGUUCGACAGAAUCCUACGCGUGGACACCAGCUGUAACGACUCCGGAAAAACCAGGACCACCGAUUGGAGCAAUUGUUGGUUCUAUUGUGGCAAUUAUUUUAUUAGCAUUAAUCUUGUUUCUUUUCAUAUGGUUCAAAAAAAGACGAAAAGCAGAGGAACAGGGAGAUGACAUUGGAUUAAGAGAACACAGAUCACGCAGCCGAUUAAGUAGCAUUGCACAACGUCUCUCUCGUAAAGAUCACUUCGCUGCUCACGAGCAAUACGAGCCUGGUGAAGUACAUACUGCAGCAGAGUUUGAAAGGCACGUUCGUCGAUUACACGCCAACAGUGAUCUACUGUUCUCUCAAGAGUACGCAACUGUCAAGUCACCUGAUACAGUGACGUCAAAUGCAUCUAUAGAUCCAAACAAUAGGUUUAAAAACCGAUACAAUAACAUAACAGCUUUCGACCACACCCGUGUUCUUUUAAGUACAAUAGAUGGCGAUCCAUCCUCUUCGUACAUCAAUGCAAACUACCUGGAUGGAUUCAAUAAGAAGAAGGAGUAUAUAGCAAGUCAAGGGCCACUACCUGACACUUGUGAUGACUUCUGGAGAAUGAUCUGGGAAAGAGGAUCUAGACUGAUAGUAAUGGUUACGAACUGUGAAGAAAAAGGGCGAGUCAAGUGUCAUCAGUAUUGGCCUUCAUCAGGCUCUUCACUCUAUGGUAAUCUUGAAGUAAUCAAUAUGAGUACAGUAGAACUGAGUGACUACACAAUCAGAUCGUUUGCACUCAAGAUGCAGAAUUCCCCCGAAGAACGUAUGGUUACACAGUAUCACUACACAGCCUGGCCUGACCAUGGCGUGCCUAGCAGCGUCACGUCAGUAUUGAACUUUGUACGCAGAGCAAGUGCUGCUAAUCCACCUGACGCUGGACCAAUGGUUGUUCAUUGUAGUGCUGGUGUGGGCCGAACAGGUACGUUCUUAGUUAUUGAUGCACAGCUGAAGAGAAUCCAACAACAGAACACGGUGGACGUAUACAACUAUGUAAUGUUACUGCGAUCUCAACGCAACCUGAUGGUUCAAGUAGAAGACCAAUAUAUUCUGAUACACGAUGCGUUAGUAGAAGCCAUAGCAUGCGGCAACACAGAGAUACAAGCACGUGAUCUAAGGAAAGAGAUAAAGAACCUCUUGGAACAAAACCUUGAAACAGGUCAAACAGAGAUGGAGGCUCAGUUCCAGAGAUUAUCUCGUAACAAGGCGCCUCCUUCUAAGUUCCAAGCAGCAAAUCUACCAGUGAACAAACACAAGAACCGUUACGCCAAUGUGUUACCAUAUGAUGACACACGUGUCAAAUUAUCUAUCCAACCAGGGGUUGAUGGCUCGGAUUACAUCAAUGCCAACUAUAUUGGCGGUUACAUGUCCAAAAGAGCUUUCAUUGCUACCCAGGCCCCUAUUCCUGACACCAUCCCAGAUUUUUGGAGAAUGAUCUGGGAACAAGAAUGUCAUGCUAUCGUCAUGUUAUCACAAGAAAUGGAGAGCGGAAAGGUUAAGGUACAUCGCUACUGGCCUGGUAAUGCUCCAACAGCCAUAGCAAACCUCGUAGUCGAGAUGACACAAGAAAAGAACUUUGAGGACUAUAUUAUGAGAGAAUUCAAAGUCACCAAUACAGGGGAAAGUGCGUCUAGAGUCGUCAGACAGUACCACUUUACUGCAUGGCCUGAUGUUGGUUCUCCUGAUUCAAGUGCUGGACUCACUGAUCUUAUUGGACAAGUACAAAGAUGGCAACAAAGAUGUGGAAACACCUUGGUGACGGUUCACUGCAGUGCUGGUGUUGGUCGUACUGGCGUGUUCUGUGCUGUCAGUUCUCUGAUAGAAAGGCUCAAGGCUGAGGCAGUUGUAGACGUCUUUCAGACUGUCAAACAACUGAGAGAACAAAGACCAGCGAUGGUACAAACCAAGGAACAAUACGAAUUCUGCUAUCAAACACUGGGAGAGUAUUUGGAUUCAUUCGAUCCUUACAAUAACUUUGACUAAACAUUCAAGCGGCUUUGUAUUCUUCACCUUCACUAUUCGUUCACUUUUCAUUUUAUAAAACGAGUGAAGCGAAAGAAGAUAACAAAUACUCAUAACUUCACCCUCAUUCCAAAUUUUUUCGCUUUACAUCCUGGUCAUCCUUUUCGUACCGGGUUGCGGAGAAAGUCUCACAGAUUUAUACUUUGAGAUACCUCCUAUAGCUAGACAUUGAUUCAGUUAGUUGGCUAGAUCCCAGGUCUAGACUGACUACAGACGAUUGUAUACUCUAUAUCCACAAGUUAUGCCAACUGAAAUAUAUGCAGAAUCUAUUUUGUAUAGUUUUGACACAGCCAAUUUCUAUAGUAAAGAUAUUGUUUUAUAUAAUUUACCAAUUACAACAGCUAAAUAUCUGCUAAAUAUACACUAGGACAAAAACGAAUUGUAGAUAGAUUCAGAGGUCAUUAAGUAAUAAUAAAACAAAACUUAUAAUACUAUUAUUGCACGUAAAACUAGAUAAAAAAAAGCUUAUAACGAGGAUAUCUUACAAAUGUAAAAGAUAUAUCAUGUAAUUUAAAUCACACUUUUGAUAAAUGAUCGCGAUGCCGCAAUAGUCAAGUACAAUAGUUCAGUAAGAAUGCUAUGACUCUAAAGGUCUGUAGUGCUAUAUAUACAUAUAUAUAUAUUUCACUUUUCUAUAUCUUUUGAUAAAAGCUUUUUCUAGAAAUAAACAUAAACAGAGAAAGGAAUAGACCAAUAAAAUAAUGAUGUUUCGUAC
Actinia tenebrosa (Australian red waratah sea anemone) is the source of this 3766-nucleotide messenger RNA. RefSeq lists its product as uncharacterized. Gene Ontology annotation, molecular function: protein tyrosine phosphatase activity. Gene Ontology annotation, cellular component: neuron projection. Gene Ontology annotation, biological process: protein dephosphorylation. The record is from RefSeq and is a predicted model, not a curated record. Lineage: Eukaryota; Metazoa; Cnidaria; Anthozoa; Actiniaria; Actiniidae.